AUGGCAGACGCAAUGGCCUCCCACUCGGUUCCGACACGGUAUCUGACACGGUGCCAUUGAAGAUUCUCGUAGUGUGACCUCGUGCUCUCGGAUCCUUCGCUCGAGCGAGUACAGUCGCGAUCACGCGUCCAUCCACAAUCGUAAUCCUCGAUCGGGCUCGAACGCAAAUCCGUCGACGUUGAACUCCGCGUUUCCACCGCCACAGCCGCCGCCGCCGCCGCCGUUGUUCCUGUCCCGCGAACCAUCGUCGUUACGGGUACAAUGGCCGAUGUGGAAGGGAAAAAGCUGACCGAACUCCGGGUUAUAGAUCUCAAAACGGAGUUGGAACGUCGCGGCCUAGACAAAUCCGGCAACAAAGCGGCGCUUCUCGAACGGUUGUCCAAGGCGAUCCAGGACGAAGGGAAGAAUCCCGAGGAGUAUCUUAUCGUACCGUCUGGCGGAUCGUCCAAAAUCAUUCCAAGAAAGAAUGGCGGAGCUUUGACUCAAGAAGAUUCCGUCGAGUGCUCUGAUAAUCAGAAGGAAGAAAAUGGACAGGUGGAGAUAAAGGUGGAGAUAAAAACAGAGCCACUUGAUGAAAAAGAAGUUAUUAAGGAGAUAAAAGAGGAAUUUGAACCUGAAGUUAAGAAUAUUUUUGUUAAGGAGGAGAAGCAGGAAGACAAAGUGCAAGUGAAGGCUACGAGUGAAAGUGUACAGAACACCGACAAGAAGAGCGAGACAGAAAAGACUGUCUCGAAUCAAACCUCGGACGCACCAUCUGCUACUGUCGAAGCAAAUGGAAUUGACAACGAGGACUCGAUCAACUUGACUAUAGGAGAAGAUGAAGAGAAUCUCCUCGCUGAGGAGACAGAAUCUCAUGACAGGCACAAAGAUGGUGGAGAGAAGAAGAAAAUGGAAGAGAACAACAAGAAGGGAGACUCUAAAGGCAGCGGUAGAGCGGAACCUGGCGCCAGCGGCAAGGAAGGGACGACGUCCGGUGCGAACGGGACGAAGAUCAAGCAGGAGGGUGGAGAUGGAGGAAGCAAGAGCGCGGAGUCUAGCAAUAAGGGUCAGAAGAGAGAGGAGAAAGAUAAGAAGACCUCUCAAGUCAAUCCAACCAAUGCAAGCAGCCGCAAUUUGUGGGUAUCCGGCUUAUCGUCGAGUACUCGUGCGACCGAUUUGAAGCAAAUCUUCUCAAAGUACGGUAAGGUUAUAGGCGCAAAAGUGGUGACGAAUGCGAGAACUCCUGGCGCAAGAUGUUACGGCUACGUCACUAUGUCUUCGAGCGAAGACGCUGCGAAAUGUAUACAGCAUUUGCAUAGAACCGAGCUUCACGGACGCGUAAUAUCCGUCGAGAAGGCGAAAGGUGAUACGCAGCAAAGUCACGUACGUAAACGUGAUACGGUUAAUGGUAAAUCGGAGAAGAAGGAGGAAAAAGAAAAGCCGAAAGAUCACGAUAUAAAUGAAAGAAAGGAGAAGGAAAUAAAGAAGGAAUCUGAAGAAAAGGGAGCAGAUGCGACAAAAAAAUCUGAUGAGAAAAACGAUAGUGCCGAGCUGAAGAUAAAAAUCGAGAUGCAAGACAAAAAGGAAGAUCCGCCUAAAGAGUCCGAUUCCCGUUCGACAAAGUCUACUAGCAAAAAGCCGGAGAGCGAGAGAGGAAGACGAGAGGAAAAACGAAUUCGUACCUGGGACAAAGAUCACCGCUCUCAUAGUCGAUCUCGGAGCCGCGAACGACGCAAGCGCGAUGAUGUUCUCACAUUUGCUAAAAUCAGAGAAGAACGUGAACGGCAAAGAUUGCGCGAGAGAGAACGAAUAUUGAGGGAAGAGGAACGAAGAAGAAGAGAAGACAUGGAGCGUCAACGAGAGAUAGAACGUAGACAUCGAGAAGAGGCUGCUCGUUUGGAGAGAGAACGAGAGAAAUUGAGACGCGAGAGAGAACGGAUCGAGCAGGAAAGAGCCGACUUACUGCGACUUGAGCGUGAACGGCAGAAGCUCGAGAGGGAAAAGCUCGAGCGUGAGAGACUGGAAUUGAAGAGACAGCAGAUGCGUUUAGAGGAGAGCCGACGCGUGCCACCGCCACCGUCCAUAAAGAGAUCGUCCACUGACAGGAGAGAUCCGCGGGAUUUGUUCGUGGAGUCCGACAGAAAACGGAUAGCUACAGAACAUAGCCGCAGGCAUAGCCCUGAAAGAAUAGUCGAUAGACGGACCGAGAUGCUGGAACGAGUGUCCGAUAGACGAUUGGAUUCUUCGCCGCCGUCCCGGUACGAGUCCGGCAGAUCUACUCAAGAGUUGGGUUUAAAAAAGGAAUUUAAAAGAAGUAGCGAGUUCUCUUCGAGGAAUAGUCGACCGGAUACCUUUUCCGAUGUUUCACGGGGAAGGGAAGUCAUCGUACGACGAGAAAGUCUAUCUACCACAUCUUCGUCAAUGGAUCCUCGGCAAGUCAAGGAAAGUAAGAUUCUUUGUUUGGAUUACAGAUACGAACGUCCAAACACCACGUCCUAUACUCGCGAACGCGAAGUACGACGUUCUGAUCCUGAAACGCAUCGAAGCUCUAGAGAUACUCAUACUCGAUACAGUGAUAGUUUCAAACCUCCAACAUCUAGCACGCCACGUGAAAGUCGUUACGUGGAAAGCAAUCGUACACCUAGCGGUUGGCACUCGGGACCUACAUCUUCAAAAUCCUUCAACUCUGUAACGAGCAGUGGGUCUCGUGAUCCCCGCAACGAGCCCUCCAGCUGGAGCUCUAGAUCGUCCGAUAGCGUUAACAGAUGGAGCAACUCAAGUAGCAUGGGAAAUACACUGCGGCAUCCGAUCCCACCGACGUAUCAGAGCGGACCGAUGCAAUCCAUGGGACUAACCGCGCCCGGGACAGCGCCGUCGUAUGAACGAUUUGAGGCGUACAAAUCGUCCAUGCCCAUGAGAAAAUAUUGAUUAUCGGACUGUGUGCAUUUUCGCGACCACGAACAAUCGUUCAAGUAACCUCGCGGAAUUUUCAGAACUCCUGAACGACUACUGGGAUACUAGUAGUGCAACGUGCGGAUAAAUCGCGACGGAUUUAAGUUAUUAAUUGCAGCGUCCGGUCUUGAAAGUAUAGGAAUUCCAAUUCUGUCAGAAACGUUUUCCGUUUCCACGCCCGCUUGGCCGAUUAAAGAAUCGCGUACAUGUACCGUCAACAUCAUGUUCUGCUGCAAUCGAACAAAAUAUCGAUUUUAUAUACAAUUCAUAUUGUGCAUAAUCUUAUCCAAGAAGAGCACUCGUAAUUUCGAAUUAUGCGCGCUCCGUUCCAUCUUUUCUCUUCUAUAUGUGUCUAUUCGGCAUGAUAUAACUAUUCGCAUCUAACAGAUUUUUGUACAUGUGUUAAUAGAUUCCACUAAAGUGUCCCUUCGAAAUGAAAUGAUUUAUUUUCCUAUCAGUUUGUAGAGCGCGCGCGCGCCAACUAUUUGUUUUACAGAUAUCGAUCGGCUUGAAUAGCUAUUGUCGUUUGACAAAAAGAUCGACUUCAAUGAAAGGGACGUAGAGGCUAUAAGUGCACCUGUUUAUCUUUAACGAGUUUGUUUUAAUAGAAUGUAAUAAUGAGCGACGAAGGAUGUUAUGUCGCAUGAUUUUCUUGUAUUCUCCGGAGAGAAGCAUGUUUUCUCUCUCUCUCUCUCUCUCUUUUCUGUCUUUCCUAUCAAGAGUAUAACCGGAAUCCGCGCUGGAUUUCGGAAAGACAGGAGAGAAAUAUACGUGUUGAGUAACGCGGUAGCUAUGCCUACUUUAUACAGCGAAACGCAGGAACUCGAUGUAGCGGCAACUGUCGCAGCAACGUAAAUAAAUUUAGGCAAUAUUACA
Molecule: messenger RNA, 3807 nt
Organism: Vollenhovia emeryi
Lineage: Eukaryota; Metazoa; Arthropoda; Insecta; Hymenoptera; Formicidae
Product: scaffold attachment factor B2-like
Exons: 15
Coding region: 262-2907 (881 amino acids)
Biological process (GO): regulation of transcription by RNA polymerase II; regulation of mRNA processing
Cellular component (GO): nucleus
Molecular function (GO): RNA binding; sequence-specific DNA binding
Source: RefSeq, a predicted model, not a curated record